Fusarium redolens is the source of this 1155-nucleotide messenger RNA. RefSeq names its product amidohydrolase family-domain-containing protein. The record is from RefSeq and is a predicted model, not a curated record. Gene Ontology annotation, molecular function: hydrolase activity, acting on carbon-nitrogen (but not peptide) bonds. Lineage: Eukaryota; Fungi; Ascomycota; Sordariomycetes; Hypocreales; Nectriaceae. The coding region runs from base 1 to 1155 and encodes 384 amino acids. The transcript is spliced from 2 exons.
AUGACGCCCCGCAAGCUUUUCCGUAACGGACGGAUCCUGACAGAAGCUGAUGCCAGAUACGAUACACCAGUCCAAUUCGUUGACAGUAUGCUGGUUCAGGAUGGGAAGAUUACCGCCUUGGGAUCCCAUCAGGACAUUGCAGAUGGUAUCGAAGAGCUCGAAGUCCAUGACCUCCAACAGCGUGUCGUGCUACCGAGCUUCAUUGAUGGGCAUAUGCAUCUUCUACUCCUCGGUCAAUCCCUCCGUAAGGUAGACCUCACUAAAUGCAACAACCUCGAAGACAUCCGGUUAACAAUCAAGGCAUUUGCCACUGCAAACCCGCAUGUGGAUACUAUCAUGUGCAGAGGCUGGAUGCACUUUAUGACUCCAGACGGAGUAACAGCGGCUCUGAUCGAUGAUAUUGAUCCACGACCUAUCUUCAUCGAUAGCAGUACGUUGCACUCAUGCUGGUGCAACUCGGCUGCAUUGAAGGUCCUGGAUAUCGAAGACAUGCCUGAUCCGGCAGGAGGCAAGAUCCAUCGAUAUGCCGACGGCAAGCCUUCUGGUUUGCUUGAUGAGGGAGCUAUGAUGUCUAUCAUCUGGCCAUUCCAAACAAAGUCGUCUCCCAAAGAGGAACGCAUCGAAGCGAUCCGCGCCGCCAUCCAGAAAUACAACGCUGCGGGCUAUACCGGCCUGGUAGAGAUGGCCAUGGAUGAGGAGGGCUGGGAUGCCUUGGUGACAUUAUUUGGAGAGUCAGAUCAUGCUAUUCGCAUCGCGGCGUACUGGCUUAUCAGGCCUACCACAGAUCAUGAGGAGAACCUAAGACAGGUCCGGCGUGCAGGCAAGCUAAGCAGAAAGUUCAAUAGCUCAACCAGUUCGAAUCUGCGACUUGUUGGUGUCAAACUUAUUUGCGACGGUAUCAUUGAUGCUUGUACUGCGUAUCUCUCGCAGCCCUACUCCCCACUGCCGGCUUGCUUUCCACCUCCGAUCUGGGAAAGAGGGUACCUUGAGCCUGUUGUCAAGGAAGCUGACGGUCUCGGGUUGCAAAUUGCGCUCCAUGCCAUCGGAGACGCAGCAAUCAAGAUGGCCAUUGACUCCUUAGAGAGGCACCACCUCCGUGGAAUGUUCCACCUUGUUUCACACCUUGCCACCGACUUGGUCGUCUCACAUUUGUGA